AUGGACAACGAAAAGAUUCCACCUGGUCCAGCAUGCCCAGGAAAAGUCAAAACACGACCUACGACUACGCGCUUGACUCUCAGUAGUGCCUCGAACGUCCUAGAUGUGUUCAGAAGAUUGAGAGAGGAUCUCUCAGGCUCAGGUGAUGAAGUGUCCGAAGAGGCAUUUCUUGAACUCCUGGCAAGAUACGAUAUCCAUGUAUCCGAGCUAUCCAGCUUCGUCUCGACGGUCGAGCAGUUGGAUUCGUUGUUCACUGCUGUUACCUACAAUCAAGCGGCAAGGUGCUUCUGGCUUGACCCUAGUCGUGGCGGAGAGGAUAUGCGAUUUCUGGAGAUUUAUCGCUCGCGGAUCCCGAGCCAUAUCUUCAAGGGGAUUGUGGAUAGCUGGGAUAUGGCCAUCACGCAGUACGGCCCUCUUCAGGGCCAUGGUGAAGUGGCGCGUCCGCGAGUUAUCACGACGUUGUUUGAAAAAAUGGGAGCUGUAUUCAAAAGCGCGGUGAUCAGUAAACCCGGAGGCCUCUUAAACCGGUCAUCCAUCAGACCGAGGUUUCGAAAACAAUACGAGAUAUUGCAGGAGUUGAGUAAUGUCGUUUUCUUGCAGGUUAGCAGAGAGCUAGCUAGUGGUAGUUCUGCGCUUGAUGUCAAGGCAUGGCUUCUUGCUGAGUGCUCUGUCACUGAUUACAUCAACGAUAAGAAUGGCCAUUGGGCGCCUGUAUUUGCCAUUCUCUGCGACGGCAACAACUUCGAAUUUUUCGUUGUCGACUCAGCCGCACAAAUCGUUCAUUCCUCCGGAUGGGUUCGAGGUAUACCAAUGAAGAAUGAUGACAGGGAACGGACAUUGCUCUCGAUCAAACGAAUCACGGAAAUUCUCUUUGACUUCUUUAUCAUGGCCUUUAUCAAUGGCCUUCGAUCUAUCGCACACUCUUCUACGCGAAUACCAACUGAGAUUUCUACGAACGCUUUGACAACUGCCGAGUACGCGCACUAUCUACUGCGGAAAGCAAACGCGCACACCAUAGACCAACAAUGGAAGGAGGCAGAGGACAUGGCGUCUGCAGGUGUCGAGCGGCUCAAUACGAGCGUUAGGGAGUUAUCCGAGUAUCUUCCGGACCCCCGGGGCUUCCUGGGCUUGUAG
Aspergillus chevalieri is the source of this 1134-nucleotide messenger RNA. RefSeq lists its product as uncharacterized. The transcript is spliced from 6 exons. Bases 1 to 1134 code for a protein of 377 amino acids. The record is from RefSeq and is a predicted model, not a curated record. NCBI's taxonomy places the organism in Eukaryota, Fungi, Ascomycota, Eurotiomycetes, Eurotiales, Aspergillaceae.